GGCGUCGGACUUGGCGACAUUCUGUCGAGCACCGCGAGUCCUCGCCACGUCGGGGGCGACCUGAGCCAUGUCCCGGAGAUCUGACCCCACAGCGCUCAUUUGUCCGGCCCUCGAGGACAUUCCAGGAACCCCCCGACUCUGGUCGGGGCCCCCAUUCAAGGACACCUCCACCCUAAGACAGUGUGUUGGUGUCACUAAACUCUCCUAUGUAGGGAAAUUGUUUUCACCUGUGGCGCCGCUUUUUUCUUUUUCUUUCUUUUUUGUGACUUAAGAGUCAAGUGUUGCCCCUGCAACUCAAUGGCUGGAACUCAGUAGAUGCAGUUUCUUUUUCUAGAGGCUUCGAACGCGUGUCUGAGUACUUGCCCGCGGUAGUUGUCGGUACCACAAUGUGGGGAGGGGGUGGGCCCAAAUAACACUUGACAGCCCUCCGAUUGUCCGCCACAGCCAUCGUGAAAACCUUUCUCCUUUUUUCAGGUAAUAAAUCAUCAUUAGUCAAGAUGUCUUCAGCCCCUGAGCCUCCAGCCUUUAAAAAGGAACCACCCAAAGAGAAAGACUUUGGAAACCCAGGGCUCAGGGGAGUCCGCACGACAACCCUGUUUCGAGCUGUGAAUCCAGAGCUCUUCAUUAAACCUAACAAACCUGUAAUGGCUUUCGGAUUGAUAACCCUUUCGCUUUGCGUGGCUUAUAUUGGUUACCUACAUGCAACACAAGAGAAUAAAAAGGACCUCUAUGAAGCUAUUGAUAGUGAGGGACACAGUUACAUGAGGAGGAAGACAUCUAAAUGGGAUUAAUAGUGCUGGUUACUAUGGGUGGAGCUGUAUUAAGACUCUGAAAUAGCCAAAUUAUAGACUAUAAAUGUACACCAUGUUUCUUGUUUUAGAAUAUGGUAAUGAGAAAAGAAGAUAGGAGUUGCAACCAUACCAGUAUAGUAAAUUUUGUCCUCUCAGAGCUGCAGCCAUUAUCUCAUUCUUUUUCUACAAAAAGCUUCUUAAUAUAUUUCUUUUAUUAAAUCCUCUUACAAAAGUACCUUGAAAAUGGAAAUCAUUUUUGUUAAUUAUUAAGUUCCAUAUAAUGAAAGUACCCAAUGCUG
Messenger RNA from Rhinolophus ferrumequinum (greater horseshoe bat), 1090 nucleotides. It is a transcript of the gene SMIM8, whose product is annotated as small integral membrane protein 8. The transcript is spliced from 3 exons. NCBI's taxonomy places the organism in Eukaryota, Metazoa, Chordata, Mammalia, Chiroptera, Rhinolophidae. The coding region runs from base 498 to 791 and encodes 97 amino acids. The record is from RefSeq and is a predicted model, not a curated record.